This is a messenger RNA of Pimephales promelas (fathead minnow), 786 nucleotides long. RefSeq names its product protein RD3. The record is from RefSeq and is a predicted model, not a curated record. NCBI's taxonomy places the organism in Eukaryota, Metazoa, Chordata, Actinopteri, Cypriniformes, Leuciscidae.
CAUAUAUUGCACUUCGAGUCCAAUUUGGAGACAUUUGACAUUAAAUCAGGAAUAUAUUGUCAACAUUUGAAAACUCACAUCAUCUGAAAGAUGUUCCCCUGGUCAGCAGUGUUCUCCCUGGAGCCGAAGGUUCCCGGACAGCGCACUCCAGAAGAGCUGGUGACCAACACUUUGAUGCUGGAGCUGGGUGCCAUGGUGAAACGGACCGAGCGGAUCCGGCUGGAGAAGGCAGCGGAGGUGCGCAGACGGCGAAACUCUUCCUCUGCAGAUUACAGCUGGCUGGCCGACCCUCAGCCUCGGGCCCCCUACGAGCUCACGCCGGGAGAGGUCCUGGAACUGCAGGAGCUUUGUGCCCAGAUCCCACCUCAACAGUGUGGGCCGGUCAUUGUCAGGUUCCGGAAACUAGUGUCAGAGUUUGAGCCGGAGGUGACCGAGGUCCCCAAACUGUUUCGGGGCGUCCUACAAAACUGCCUGGAUGAGCUUCAGGGAGAUGCAGAAAUCCAGGAUCGGAUGAACCGUUGGGAAAAACAGCGCAGCAAGAGCCUUUCCUUUGUCACUUUCCGGUCCAAGUUCCGCACCCUAAACCACGGCAGGGGAAGCUUCGGCGGCUCCCGCAACAACCUGCAAGAGGAAAACACAUGGUCUGAUGAGGAGGAAGAGGAGGCAGCCGAACAAGUGGCAACAGCCCUGCGCGCACGCAAGGGACGGAGUCACAGCAUGCCAGAGAUCACCCCUCUUGAGCAGCCCACACAGAGCUGAACAACAGGAAGACCAGAUGAAUGGAAA